AGUUGCAGUCCUGGGAAGCAGCUUCCUGUAGCCAGCCCUCCCCGGAGGUCGAUGCUGGCUGUCCCACUGCUUGCCUGUCGUGGGCAGGGACAUCUCAGUGCUGCAUGUAGAGCAACUUGCUGAGUCUGGAGGGCAGGCAUGCCUCUUGGCAUUUGCUGACCAAUAAAGAGCCGUUGAAUGCCUGAACUUUUCUUGUCUAUGAACUGAAGACCCUUUGCUGGUUGACUUGCAGUGGAGCUGGGUUCUGGAGCUGGCACCUGUGCCAAACCUCUGCCCCUUACAGGAGAUGCCACUGCUUGGGCGCAGGCUGGGUGGUGACUGCCAGGCCUGCCUGUUCCUCCCUGCCUGGGGACGAGCGUGUGGUUGCUGUGAGGAUAGAUGGCAGGUUCUGCCAGGCCCUCCUUGGACUUGGUCAGAGCUGAGUUCAGGCUUUGGCGAGCUCAGGGCCUCUGUUCUGACAUGCGUGGUGAGGGGCCCUGUGCUGAGCAGGUCCCUCAUGCGCUGGCUGGCACUAUCAUCUGGGGAAGCAGGAAUUAGUGACGUUGGUCACGUGUGCACCGGGUUCACAGAAGUCUUGGGAUUGAUUAUUCUCCGGUGUUCAGAGGCAUCCUGUCGCAGUCAGUGCCUCAGCUCUGGUGUGCUCUGAGCCGCCAGGGAGUCUGGCCAAGCUGGACUUGGGCCCAGUCACUCUCCCCUUCAGUGUCAUUUUGGGGUACCACAUGAGAGCUGGGGCUAUGGUGAGCAGUACUGCUGGAGCCCACCUGCCAGAGCCUGCCUGUGCUUGUAGCAGGCAGCACUGCUCCAGGCAGACAGGUGCAGGGCCAAGCUGGUCCUUUCUGGCACCUAGACCUGAGCUUCUCUCCCUCCUCGUGGCCAGAGCCGCAGAGGACAUGCCCCGGGCUCUGCCGGCCCAGCCUCUGGCUUUGCACACGUGGCUCUGAGGGUACAGUUCCUGGGCAUGUCUGUCUCCAUGGGAGCUGCCUGAUACCUGCAGGUCUUGCCCUUGAGCUGCAGCAGGGCAUGUGUGUCUGCCUCCGGCUCUGUGGUGCAGCCUCCUACCUUCACCCUUUCUCUGCCGUCACCACCCCUGCGGCCGAGCAGGUAAAUGGCCAGCAAGGAGGGGGGUCCGAGCCGGCGGCGGCAGCGGUGGCAGCGGGAGACAAAUGGAAACCUCCACAGGGCACAGACGCCAUCAAGAUGGAGAACGGGCAGAGCACGGCCGCAAAGCUGGGGCUGCCGCCCCUGACGCCCGAGCAGCAGGAGGCCCUCCAGAAGGCCAAGAAGUACGCGAUGGAGCAGAGCAUCAAGAGUGUGCUGGUGAAGCAGACCAUUGCCCACCAGCAGCAGCAGCUCACCAACCUGCAGAUGGCAGCAGUGACAAUGGGCUUUGGAGAUCCUCUCUCACCUUUGCAAUCGAUGGCGGCUCAGCGGCAGCGGGCGCUGGCCAUUAUGUGCCGGGUCUACGUGGGUUCCAUCUACUACGAGCUGGGCGAAGACACCAUCCGCCAGGCCUUUGCCCCCUUCGGGCCCAUCAAGAGCAUUGACAUGUCCUGGGACUCGGUCACCAUGAAGCACAAGGGCUUUGCCUUUGUGGAGUAUGAGGUCCCGGAGGCUGCACAGUUGGCCUUGGAGCAGAUGAACUCGGUGAUGCUGGGCGGCCGGAACAUCAAGGUGGGCAGACCCAGCAACAUCGGGCAGGCCCAGCCCAUCAUCGACCAGCUGGCUGAGGAGGCCCGGGCCUUCAACCGCAUCUACGUGGCGUCCGUGCACCAGGACCUCUCCGAUGACGACAUCAAGAGCGUGUUUGAGGCUUUUGGGAAGAUCAAGUCCUGCACGCUGGCCCGGGACCCCACGACCGGCAAGCAUAAGGGCUACGGCUUCAUCGAGUAUGAGAAGGCCCAGUCUUCUCAGGAUGCUGUGUCUUCCAUGAACCUCUUUGACCUGGGUGGCCAGUACCUGCGGGUGGGCAAGGCUGUCACACCCCCCAUGCCCCUGCUCACGCCUGCCACGCCUGGAGGCCUCCCGCCUGCGGCUGCUGUGGCUGCUGCUGCCGCCACAGCCAAGAUCACAGCUCAGGAAGCAGUGGCUGGAGCGGCGGUGCUGGGCACCCUGGCCACGCCGGGAUUGGUGUCGCCCGCACUGACUCUGGCCCAGCCCCUGGGGGCUCUGCCCCAGGCUGUCAUGGCUGCUCAGGCCCCCGGGGUCAUCACAGGUGUGACCCCGGCCCGCCCUCCUAUUCCGGUCACCAUCCCUUCUGUGGGGGUGGUGAACCCCAUCCUUGCCAGCCCUCCGACCCUGGGUCUUCUGGAGCCCAAGAAGGAGAAGGAGGAGGAGGAGCUGUUCCCAGAGUCGGAGCGGCCAGAGAUGCUGAGUGAGCAGGAGCACAUGAGCAUCUCGGGCAGCAGCGCCCGCCACAUGGUGAUGCAGAAGCUGCUCCGCAAGCAGGAGUCCACAGUGAUGGUGCUGCGCAACAUGGUGGACCCCAAGGACAUUGACGAUGAUCUGGAGGGGGAGGUGACGGAAGAGUGCGGCAAGUUCGGCGCCGUCAACCGUGUCAUCAUCUAUCAGGAGAAACAGGGCGAGGAGGAGGACGCAGAGAUCAUUGUCAAGAUCUUUGUGGAAUUUUCUAUGGCCUCAGAGACUCACAAAGCCAUCCAGGCCCUCAAUGGGCGCUGGUUUGCAGGCCGCAAGGUGGUGGCUGAAGUGUACGACCAGGAGCGUUUCGACAACAGUGACCUUUCAGCGUGACCUUGGCCCGGUCCCCAGACUUGUUCCUUGUUCCCUCUGGGUUUUACAGAACGACAGGGUGGUGUUCCUGGGGUCCAGGAGCUGUGUCUAGCCUGGCCUCUAGUGUGGAUAAAAGUGCAGAUGCCGCUGGCUGUGAACAUUC
This is a messenger RNA of Choloepus didactylus (southern two-toed sloth), 2890 nucleotides long. RefSeq names its product poly(U) binding splicing factor 60 (gene PUF60). The record is from RefSeq and is a predicted model, not a curated record. Gene Ontology annotation, molecular function: RNA binding. The transcript is spliced from 12 exons. NCBI's taxonomy places the organism in Eukaryota, Metazoa, Chordata, Mammalia, Pilosa, Megalonychidae. Gene Ontology annotation, biological process: regulation of alternative mRNA splicing, via spliceosome; alternative mRNA splicing, via spliceosome; mRNA splice site recognition. Gene Ontology annotation, cellular component: precatalytic spliceosome; catalytic step 2 spliceosome. Bases 1021 to 2748 code for a protein of 575 amino acids.